Messenger RNA from Stylonychia lemnae, 1257 nucleotides. The record is from the annotation of a GenBank genome assembly. NCBI's taxonomy places the organism in Eukaryota, Ciliophora, Spirotrichea, Sporadotrichida, Oxytrichidae.
AUGCUAAUGUAUAAAUAUUUCUUAUUAUUUCAAACUUUAGGGUGUGGAAUAGGCUGUUAAAAUUGCUAGCCAACAGUUGGUUGUUUAUAGUGCUCAUCUUUAAACACUCAAAGCGGCUGGGUUCUAACAAAAACAUCUCCUGAGCUAUAUUUGACAUCAUUUUCUUAAUGCAAGUAAUGCACCUCACAAUAUGAAUGCUAGAAAUGUGAUACUACAAACAUUUCUAAAUGCACCUAAUGUACGUAUCCAGUGAAUUAGAGAGCCUUAGCAUAAAGUGAUACUACUAACCCUUGCGAUCCAGCUUCAGAGACUGUCUGUUCAAACUGUAUCUAUGGAUACAGCAUUUUUGUAUAAGACGAUCAAGCUUUGUGCUAUGAUUGUAAUUCUAAUGUCGCUGGCAGUAUUAUUUCAAAUUUGAGAUGUACCUUUAAAAAGGACAAUGCUGAUAAUGUAGUACUGGAUAAAGUUACAGCUUGCUUGGACGGAUACGUUAACGAAUUGACAGGAAAGUGUGUAACUAAUUGUGGGACUGGUAAGUUUGGUUCAGUAACUUAUGGCCUGAGAGGAAUGAUUAAUUCAACAACAUGUCUUGACUGUGAUUCCUCAUGCUUUGAAUGCACAACAGUCACUGAAUGCUUGUCAUGUAAAAAAGGAAAUUAUCUCAGUGUUACAAAUACUGAUAGGAAAACUGGAACAUGUCGAGUCAAGGCUGGAACCUUUUAAACAACAUACUAUGUGUAGUCGAAGUAAGGAAUUCAAACUGCUACUAAAAUUGAUGGAACAAACAGAUUCCCAUUUUACUCAAUUUAACAUGCCAUUACAAUGGCUUAUUCUACUGGUGCAAGAUACAAGUCAAAACAUUGUUCCUCUGAGUAAUUUGGCUCUGUUUUCUAAUUUGAUGUCAGUAGUCAAACAACAUUAACUUCAAUCCCAUAUCUAAAAUUAACUGAACAGAUGGCUACUCAAAUUAAUUGGAUUAAUAUCAAACAAAAAUACUUGAUUCGAGCAAUAAUGACCUCUGCAAUAGAGAAAUAUAAACAAAUUAACUUGCUAUAUUCAAGCAAGCAUAUUUGUUUUAAAGAUCUUGAAACUCUGCAGCAAGGUUUAUGUCCAGAUAGGUAUUGCCAUAAUAUUUACAUUCAAUAAUGUUCUACUGGAAGGCUAGCAUUGAUCAACGGGUUUAUGGAUAUUUAAGUCCCAGAGGUUCCACUCUUGGCACUACAUGUUCCAGUUUUCCUAUCAGUAUUAGUAAACUGA